UCCCCGUUCCCCGGUGGCCGCGGGCCGGAACCCUCGCGGCUUUCCGUCCAAUUCCCGCUGCCGGGCGGCCUCCGGGGAGCGUGCCGGCGGAGCGCUGGGGCUCGAGACUCGCCGGCCCGCGGACUCCGUGCUCCCUGCCUCCCUGCCUCCCUCCCUAACCCUUCGGGGGCAGGAAAAAGUUAAGGCGUUAGAGCAGAGUUAACUAGUGUAGCGCGACAGAGGUGCCAGGACUCGGCGGGGCUGGCAUCGGGCAUCUCGCGUGCCUGGGUCUCAGAGGUACCCUUUGAGGUUGGGCCGCUGGGCCGGUCCGCCGUGGUGCUUGGUUGCAUCUCUCUCACCUGGGGGCUUCUGAGUGUGCGGAGCUGCCUUUGCGUUGGUGGGGGCUGGGGGGGGGGUGUGUCUCCGCGCUCUCGUCGCUCUCUGCGCCCCCUGUUUCUAGAGCCAAGUUUUGAACUUGGAGCCCUGCGGCAAAGCGCUGGCACCAGAUACCCGGCCCCCGGGAGGGGAGGUACAUUGUUUUCGGGGACCUGUCUCAGGGAAGGGAGUGCGGUAGUCUUAGUAGUUAACCUAGUGAAUCAUGGAGUCAUUUUAAUCCAACUUUCUGGCUUGUGUUCGCAGUGAUUCCCAAAAGGUUGAGCCUUGGGGCCUCAACCCCGAGGUGGUCUGUCUUCCACUUUCUUUUACUAGUUGUUGUUAGUUUUUUAGCCCUGCUGUUUUCUUCCUGCUGACAGUCACCGGCCCAGUUCAGAUCCCUGUGAUUCCAAAACAGAAUUGUUGCAGCAAGCUCUUGGCAGUCCUAAACAAUUCAUCUUGGUGGUACAGUGUUUGUAUUGUGAUUGCAUCAUGGAAAAUCAGUUGGCUAAAUCAACUGAAGAAAGAACAUUUCAGUACCAGGAUUCUCUUCCAUCACUGCCUGUUCCUUCACUUGAAGAAUCACUAAAAAAAUACCUUGAAUCAGUAAAGCCAUUUGCCAAUGAAGAAGAAUAUAAAAACACUGAAGCCAUUGUCCAAAAAUUUCAAAAUGGUAUUGGAGAAAAAUUGCAGCAGAAGUUACUUGAAAGGGCAAAAGAAAAAAGAAACUGGCUGGAAGAGUGGUGGCUGAAUGUUGCCUACCUGGAUGUUCGUAUACCAUCACAACUCUAUGUCAACUUUGGGGGUCCUGCAAACCAUUCUGAACACUACUGGCCUCCCAAGGAAGGCACACAGUUGGAAAGAGGAAGUAUAAAUCUUUGGCAUAACUUGAACUACUGGCAGCUAUUAAGAAAAGAAAAAUUGCCUGUUCAUAAAGCUGGAAAUAUUCCUCUAGAUAUGAAUCAAUUCCGAAUGCUCUUUUCCACCUGCAAGGUUCCAGGAAUUACUAGAGAUUCAAUUAUCAGUUAUUUUAGGACUGAGAGUGAAGGGCAUUGCCCAAGUCACAUUGUAGUGUUGUGUCGAGGUCGAAUUUUUGUCUUCGAUGUAAUGCACGAAGGAUGUUUGAUGACCCCACCAGAGAUUCUCAGGCACCUGACAUACAUCCAGAAGAAGUGCCAUAGUGAACCUGAUGGACCUGGAGUAGCAGCAUUAACUAGCGAGGAGCGAACUCGAUGGGCUAAGGCACGAGAAUAUUUGAUUAGUCUUCAUCCAGAGAACUUGACUAUGUUAGAAAAAAUUCAGAGCAGUUUACUGGUAUUUUGCUUAGAUGAUGACAGUCCACAUGUAACACCGGAAGACUACUCUCAGAUUGCUUCAAAGAUUCUUAUUGGAGAUCCAACAGUACGCUGGGGUGACAAAUCUUAUAACUUGAUUUCCUUUUCUAAUGGAGUGUUUGGCUGUAAUUGUGAUCAUUCUCCUUAUGAUGGAAUGGUUAUCGUAAAUAUCAGCUAUUAUGUUGAUGAGAAAAUUCUUGAGAAUGAAGGAAGAUGGACGGGUUCAGAAAAAGUACGGGAUAUACCACUUCCAGAGGAGCUUGUUUUCACUGUGGAUGAAAAAGUAUUAAAUGACAUCAGCCAAGCUAAAGCUCAGUAUUUCAAGCAGGCAUCUGAUCUGCAGCUUUUGGUGUAUGCUUUUACAUCUUUUGGCAAAAAACUAACCAAGAGGAAGAAGCUUCACCCUGAUACAUUUAUUCAGCUGGCACUUCAGCUGGCCUAUUAUAGACUUCAUGGACGCCCCGGUUGCUGCUAUGAAACGGCUAUGACGAGGUACUUUUAUCACGGCCGUACAGAGACCAUGCGCUCGUGUACCGUGGAGGCGGUUGACUGGUGCCGAUCUAUGCAGGACCCCUCUGCCAGCCUUUUUGAGCAGCGGCACAGAAUGUUAGAAGCUUUUGCAAAACAUGAUAAAUUGAUGAAAGAUUGUUCAAUUGGAAAAGGAUUUGACCGUCAUCUUUUAGGUCUCUCACUCAUAGCAAAAGAGGAAGGUCUCCCUGUUCCAGAACUCUUUACAGACCCACUUUUCUCCAGAAGCGGAGGAGGUGGAAACUUUGUCCUCUCAACAAGUCUGGUUGGUUAUUUAAGAGUCCAGGGAGUGGUGGCUCCCAUGGUACACAAUGGCUAUGGAUUUUUCUAUCAUAUCAGAGAUGACAGGAACAAGAGCAAGCAGAUAAGCAGGAUAACUGCAAACAGGGAUGGAUGUUGCAGAGGAAAUGAUCAAGUUGAUAUGGUCAUAGAGACAGACUGGUAGAGAGAUGGAGCACUGUUCUGUACAGUGUGCGGUCAGGGGAGGUGUCUGAGAGGGACAGUGGGCUGAGAAGGGUGUGAAGGAAUUCGUCUUACAAACAGCCAGGAAAACAGCUCUGCAGACUCUGAUCCCUGCUCGCCUCUCCAGCGCUGCCACCCAGGCUCAGCCACAGUCUUCUCCCACUGAGGUCACUGCAGCAGGGUCUCCGUGGUCUCCUCGCUCCCACUCUGCCUUCCCUACAGACCAUUCUCUGCACAGCAGCCCCGACGGCCCAGUGGAGCGCAGGUCGUAUUGUUCUCCUACUCAGAACCCUCGGAGGGCUUUACCUUUCACUCACACAAGGUCCAGAGGCCCCCUGUGAGACCCUGCGUGACCUAGCUCUCCUCUCCCUCGCUGGCCUUGUCUCCUGCAACACUGCUACUGAUUCCCUCUCCCUCCAGCCACACUGGCUGCCUUGUGCCUUGAACAUGCCAGGCAGGCGCCCUCCUCAAGGCCUUCACGGUCAUGAUUUCCUCGGCUUAGUGGUCUCUUCCUUCAAAUACAUGCAAGGAUGACUCCCUUACCUCAUACAGAUAUUUGCUCUCAUCUGAGAGGCCUUCCCUGACCAUCUAAAAUAGCAUGUUCCCCCCUUCCCCACACACAGCUGCUGCAUUUUAACAUUUAUAACCACCGUGUGUGUGUGUGUGUGUGUGUGUGUGUGUGUGUUGUGUAUUUCUUUGUUUGUUACCUAUCUUUCCUUCCUAGAAAAGAAACCCACAAGAACUUGGUCUUUAUUUUUGUAUCCGUAGCUCUAACAAUACCUCAUAAAUAGGCUGCACUCAGUCAGUGUUCCGCAAUGACUUUGUUGUUUAACAUAAGUAUACAGGUCUGAGGGGAGGGAGGAGCAUGGGAUUUUAAGGGACAGAGGCACUGAGGCUAUGCAUUAACAAUUGAGUGCGAGGGUGGUAGAGGAAGCGAUUGAGGAGGGGUAGACAAGAGCUAAGUCUGGUAGGGAGGGCAGUGUUCUCAACCCUGAGUACGCAUGAGAAUCACCUGGAGAGCUUUAAAAACAGUACUCCUGGAGAUACUGAUUUGGUUAGGGUGGUCAGUUGAUGUAGGGCUUUGUAACAUGUUAAGGAGUUUGAAUUUUCUCCUAAAAAUAAUGGGGAGCAUUUUACAGAUUUUAAGCAUGAAACUUACAUAUUUUAUCUACAUAUGCAAAGGACCCUUGGCUGUUAUAUGCAGUAUAAAUUAGGUGGACGGUAAUAUGAGCAAGAAUGAGAUGAAGGAAAUGAGGAAGCACGGAUGAUACUUUGAACGAGGCAGUUGAUACUGAAGGUGGAGAGCAGUGCAGGGAUUUGAGAGAGAUUUUGGAGGUAGAACCAGUAAGAUUUCCUGAUGGAUGGCUGAUUCUGAUGGUGGCAUUUACUGAGAUGGAGAAAAUUAGGGGGCAUAUGGGCAUGUUAGGGUAGAAUCAACAAUUUUGUUCUGUACAUGGUAACUUCAACAUUUCUGCUAAUACAGGAAUUUAUUAUAAUUUAUAUUUAUAUACAAGAGGAUAUGCCAGUAGGCAGUAGGAUAUAUGUUUGCAGCUCAGAAAAGAGGUCAGAGCUCGAAGUGUACAUUUGUGAGUCAUUACUCUGUAUACACCCAAAAUAGUUUUCAAAUGAAAUAUCAAUACAUAGAAAUUCUCUGAAAGGAAUUUUUUCAUUCAUUGUUAAGCUUGAAAAUGUGUGACCUAAAGAAAAUUGGUUUAUUUUUGAAGUAGCAUUUUACUUUAGAUGUACUGCAUGCUCAUUGUAAAAAAAAAUUUGUAAAAUAUGGAAAAAUAUAGGAACAAAGUUAACAUUUCCAUUAUAAGACAUAAGGCCAUUAUCUUUCUAAUGUAUAAUGUGCAUAGAUUGUGUGUGUGUAAUUUUUACAAAUUUAGAUCAUAUUGUAAAUAUUUUAGUGUCUUUUUGUGGAUUGCAUUCUCACUUAAUGUUAUCUCAGGCAUUUCCCAAUGCCAUGAAAUAUGCCUUGAAGUAUUUUAAUGGUUGAGUAAUGUCUAGUCUUACAGAUGUCCAGAAUUUAUCUAACCACUUCCCUACUCUUCUCCAGUUUUUCUCAUUACAAAUAAUGAUAAUAUUAUAUCUUUCUUUGUCUCAUCACAUCAGUGCCAACUUUAGGCAUUUUAAAGCAGUCUGUACAAAUUGUACAGGCAAAAAUAACCUGAAUUCUUAUGAAGCAAAACAUUUUCUCUGUUUUUUGGCAUCUGUGUAUAUUCUUCUGUGAAUUGUGCAGGUAGGAAUGAUUGUUCUUUCUCUAAUUUAAAAAUAUAACUGAAUUUAAAAAAAAUUAACACAAAUAGAAAUUAAUAUUUUCAGAGAAAUAUUUAGAUCUUACUAAAUAUUUGAGAAGCAUAUGCACAGUGUAGCUAGAAAAUGCCUACUGAUCCUGGAUCACUAGGUGAAAACAAGGCAAGACUUUCUGUAGGUUGCUGUAUACCUUUCAGCAGAUAUAAUCCACUCGAACAUUGAUUUCAUCAUUAUGUACUGGGCCAGAACAUGGUUUUAUUUCGUUCUGCUUUAAUCUAAGGUACAUGUCAAAGAUCUGUACUUUCCUGUCGUAAUUUUUAGUGAUGUGAAAUUACAUGGUCUCGUCCACAAGCUUUAUAUUACACAACAUUUUGGUUUUAACUUGAGCAUAAUGCAUGUUUUGUUGUAGAAAGUUUCUGUGUCUGGAAAGGGGAAGGCUAGUUGCGAGAGAGUUAGUAACCAGGUUUCAGCUCUGAGCCUACCAGAAGCCAGGUGUCUUGCCUAUCUUUCAGCUUCCUGGGACCGUUUUUAUCACCUGCCAGAGAGGGGAUUUCUUCCUCAGGACGAUCUAGAAGGACAUGGUGGUAGAAGGCCUAUCUUGGUUUCAAGAGUUUCUCUCUGGCUUUGCUAGAAACAGCCUUUCUCUCCUCUUAUCCUUCUUUCUCUAUUUUAUUAUUAUUAUUUUUUUACUCUCUUCAAGCACUAUAUUCUUCUUUAAAAAUAGCUCGUUUCAUUGCAGACAGUGGCAUGAAUUCAUAUUCUAACUCAUUCCAUUUGGGGCCUGUUAGGAAGGUCUUUUAUAGGAAGAGGUGAGCUUGUUUAGUAACACAAUAAGACCCGACUCCAGAGCCCUCGAGCUCUGGCUAGUGUUUUGUUCCCUUUUGUCCUUAGGCUCUCGUCAUGCAGUACAUUAGCUGUUCCUAGCAUUGCAUGUAAACAUGGCUGUACUUUCUGUUGUGUCAGGUUACAUUUCCCUCAUGUGAGCAAGAAAUCACAUUUCAUGUAUGAACAGCUAGAUGGAGUAAAGGUCAUGGCUCUGUUCACCAUCACUAUGGGAGCCUUUUUGUGCUGAUUUUUGCAUUUGUACUUAAUCAUUUAUUAUUUGCG
Hippopotamus amphibius kiboko is the source of this 6038-nucleotide messenger RNA. It is a transcript of the gene CROT, whose product is annotated as carnitine O-octanoyltransferase. Gene Ontology annotation, cellular component: peroxisome. The transcript has 17 exons. Lineage: Eukaryota; Metazoa; Chordata; Mammalia; Artiodactyla; Hippopotamidae. Gene Ontology annotation, molecular function: carnitine O-octanoyltransferase activity. The record is from RefSeq and is a predicted model, not a curated record. The coding region runs from base 844 to 2658 and encodes 604 amino acids.